GUACAUGUGACCAGAUGCACCCAUGUUCACAGAUAUGUAUAGAGACCAGCCCACAUAGGUUGAGGUGUGAUUGUACCCCUGGUAAUGUUCUUUCAGGAAACGGCUUCCUUUGUUUAGGUAUAGAACUGGAAGGCGAAACCAUCGACAUCGACAGCGAGGUGCCCACGACGGACGGCAUCCUCACCGACGAUGAGGACAUGGUGGAAGGGAGCGGUUCCGGUGACGGAGAGGACGGCGGCGAGGGUCCUCCAGAUCAGACGGCUGAUCUGACGUGUGAUGAUUGGCCAUGUGAGAACGGGGGUACAUGUUACAUCGUAGGCGAUACCCCCAUGUGCACCUGUACCCUUGGAUGGGAGGGGGCAAUGUGCGAGGAAGCUCUAAAAAUCCGCUUCCCACGUUUCUAUGGCAAUUCCUACCUCUCGAUGCCGGUACCAGCAUACAAGUUAUACCAGUCUUUCUUCAUAACCAUCUCCUUCAAGCCAGAGUCUCUCAACGGGAGACUGCUCUUUGCUAGCCAAGAGGAGGACGGUAAAGGAGACUACAUAGCCAUAGGGCUGGUCAAUGGAAAGGCAGUCUUCAGGUUUGACUGCGGCCAGGGUGCUGCCGUGAUCACCAGUGAAAACAGUGUUAGCCUCUACAAGUGGCACACACUCAAGAUCGGGAGAGACCAUCGAAAAGGUUGGCUUCAACUCGACGAUGCUCAAAUUGUCCGGGGAAGCACACCGGGUGUAUACUCCAAGGUCACACUUAGGGGAGACCUCUUUGUUGGAGGCUACAACGUGAGUGCAGAGAUACGGGAUGGUCUGAGGGUCAAGCACAUGUUUGAAGGAUUUCGAGGAUGUAUCGAGAGCAUCGACAUUGCAAACAUGGACUUGGAUCUUAGGCCUCAACCCAAGGGUUCCAUGGUAGGCGGACAGAAUGUUGGUGAAUGCAGUGAAGGUGUAUGCAAGCAUCAUGUAUGUACCAAUGGAGGGUCCUGUAUCAGCAGGUCACCGGAUCAAGCCAUGUGUCUGUGCCCCCUCGGAACACACGGCUCCGUGUGCGAGGAUGUAAUUGAGAUCCACACUCCGUCCUUCAAUAGCUCGCACUCCUCCCACAUCGCUCAUGACACCCUGGGUAAGAAACAUCUCUCCUUCCUCCAGAUGGAGAUCAUCUUCAAACCCAAGGAGCCAUCAGGGAUCCUCAUCUACAGCGGCACUGAGUCCAGGGACGGAGAUUUCUUCUCCAUUACUCUGGAUGAGAACUACAUCGGAUUCAAGUUUGAUUGUGGUUCGGGACCAGCUGUUCUGAGAUCAACACAGCCAGUCACACUCCAUGAAUGGCACAUAGUAGAAGUAUCAAGAACAGCCAGGGAGGGUAUGCUAAGAGUGGACAACCAACCUACCGUCACGGCAUUAGCUCCUGGAGCUUUUACGCAGACAUCAUUCGAUACAAACCUUUAUAUCGGAGGCAUUGAUGAUAUCGACCUCUUAUCGAGAGAAGUGGCAGUCAAGAAUUCAUUCAGUGGAGAUAUUCAAAGGGUGCUGGUCAAUGACAACCAAUUAGAUCUCAUCAGUGAAGCAGUGGGAGGGGCUAAUGUUGGCAACGCCCACCACCCAUGCCAGGGACAGCCAUGCCUUAACAACGGGGAAUGCCAUCCUCUUCACGAAAACUAUCUCUGUGACUGUAGGUUAGGCUUCAUGGGAGACAACUGUGAAAUAGAAAUUGAAGAAGAUGUUUCAGAGCCUAGUUUUACGGGAAGGAGUUACCUUUGGUAUGCCAGCAAUGAAAUCACUUCUAGAUUGUCUGGGGAAAGAAACAUCUUCUCCUUUGAACUCCGGGCCACAGAACCCAACGGUCUGGUCUUAUGGGCAGGUCAUUCAAGUAUGACCUCAGGAAGUGAUUUCAUUGCCAUGGGCCUUGAAGAUGGCUUACUCUUAUUAAGAUUUGACCUCGGUGGAGGGGAGGCAGUGCUAAGAAGCAGAAGACCUGUCAAUGACGGGGAGUGGCACGUCGUCAGGAUAGACAGGCUAGGAAUUGUGGGUAUAAUGGAAGUCGACAAUGACGACGCAGUGACCAAUCAAGCGACUGGAGAAGACUUCAGGCAACUCAAUGUCAAUGAUGGCCUGUACCUAGGUGGAAUGGACGACAUUGGUGAGACGACGAUGAACCUGUACACAACAGGCUUGACAGGGUGCCUCAGGAACUUCAAGAUUGACCAAAGCCUUAAGGUUUUCUCAAUGGAACAACCCGAUGGUGGCAGGAGCAUUAGACAGUGUUCAUAAUCCACCCAGAGCAAAAGAGACUCUUUUUCCUCAUCACUGUCUUCAAGUCCAGCCUCAAAAGACUUUUGUACGGCCUUGGAGGAUGAGAGUUCAGUUGCGUCUUGUCGCACAACCUGUCCAGUGUUCAGUGGUGGAACUCUGAUCUUAGCCAAAGCCACGGUAUCAUCUGCUUCAAGUA
Molecule: messenger RNA, 2442 nt
Organism: Lytechinus variegatus (green sea urchin)
Lineage: Eukaryota; Metazoa; Echinodermata; Echinoidea; Temnopleuroida; Toxopneustidae
Product: pikachurin-like
Exons: 14
Coding region: 15-2264 (749 amino acids)
Molecular function (GO): calcium ion binding
Source: RefSeq, a predicted model, not a curated record